CAAUUUUUAUACCCACCCCUGCCUAACAAAAUAACAAUAUAUACCACACAAAUUACAAAUAUAUAGCUAUAUAGAUAUCACUAAAUAACACUUUCAAGUUCAGCAAAAACACCUUGGUGUGUGUAUCCAUCCUCACAUGGCUACUCUCCCUUCUAAUCCCUCAAUCAUUACAUUUUCUUUCUCCUCUCUUUAAAAUCUUCAUUAAAAAACAUGAAGAUCAUACACAUCACUGUAAAAUCUCCAUUUCUUCUCUUCAUUGCAGCCCUACUAAUCACCCAUCUAUCUAAAUCAACGGCCAUCAUUCCUCAACAGCUUGUUCGAGGCUUUACAGCAAAUCCAAAUCCAACGGUCACAAAUUUCCAGCCACUUCUCAACGAUUCAACUGGCAACUUCUCACUCAGUUUCCUCCGAGUCAACCAGGACCAACUCGCCCUUGCUAUAGUCCACGUGGCGUCAGGUGAACCCCUUUGGCAGGCUAACUCGGCCGAGUUGGCUCAGUGGGGUGAACACACUCAGCUCGUUUUCAAUGGCAGUUUUGUAAUAAGUGAUCAUGGUUCAAGGGUAUUAUGGUCCACUAACACGGAUGGUGAUCGUGUUGUUUUAACUAGUGCUCCUAAUUUACAAAUUCUCAAAGGAGAGAAAUCUCCCUCUCUUUUAUGGCAAAGUUUUGACUUUCCCUCAAAUACCCUCGUGGAAAAUCAGAAUUUCACUUCUGACAUGUCAUUAGUUUCGUCGAAUGGGGUCUAUACGAUGCGUUUAGGACCGGAUUUUAUUGGGUUGUACGCUAAGUUUAAACAUAUAGGUUCGGACCCUAGCCAAAUUUAUUACAGGCACCGAGCUAUGCAAGCUAAGGUUAAUAUAGUAGAAGGACGUGGUCCAAUUUUGGUUCGUAUAAGUUCGGACGGUUUUUUGGGUAUGUACCAAAAUGGGUCUACCCCGGCUGACAUACAAUCCUUUAAUAGUUAUCAGAGGUCCGCACCCGCUCCUAGACGGGUUCGGAUUGAAGACGAUGGGAAUUUAAAGGGUUAUUAUUGGUCCGGGUCUAGUUGGGUGUUGGACUAUCAAGCAAUAUCUGAAACAUGUGAGUUACCGAGCUUGUGUGGUUUAUACGGGCUUUGUAGGUCUGGGGUUGGUUGUUCGUGUUUAGACAACCAAACCCAAACCCAAACCCAAACCCAAAACCAAACGCAAAGCCAGCAGUGUUAUCCGAACCAAGAGAUUGGGGACCUUUGUAGUGUUAAAGGUAACAAGUUUUGGGAGCUUCGGAAGACAGGUGUGGAACUACCAUAUAAAGAGCUAAUGUCCUACGUCGAAACGGCGUCGUAUGAGCAAUGUGAGAAGUCAUGUCACAUGAAUUGCACGUGCUGGGGAAUAUUGUAUAACAAUGCCUCAAAGUUUUGUUACAAUGUGGACUACCCUAUACAAACUAUACUAGAGGUAGGACAUGAAAGUAAGAUGGGUUAUUUUAAGGUGUGGGAAGGUGCAAAAAAGAAAAAGGAUAAAAGAUUGUGGAUUGGUAUUGGACUUUUAUGUGGGGCCAUGAUUUUGGUUGGUUUAGUUGUUGGAUUUGGAGGCUACAAGUUAUGGAAGAGAAAGAAAAGGGUUAACAAUAGGAUAUUGGAGGAAGAGCAUAUUAAUGCUCCGGGACCCUAUAAAGAUUUGGGAUCAUCUAGUUUUGGAUCGAUUGAAUUAAGUAAUAGAUAAUACAAUUUGAUUAAGUGCCCUAAUUGUAAUGUUUUUGCUAUAAUUUUUUCACUUAAAAUAUCUAUACAAUUAAUAGUAGUUUACAUAGAA
Messenger RNA from Beta vulgaris subsp. vulgaris (sugar beet), 1794 nucleotides. RefSeq names its product PAN domain-containing protein At5g03700. The record is from RefSeq and is a predicted model, not a curated record. Lineage: Eukaryota; Viridiplantae; Streptophyta; Magnoliopsida; Caryophyllales; Amaranthaceae. The transcript has a single exon. Bases 211 to 1704 code for a protein of 497 amino acids. Gene Ontology annotation, biological process: recognition of pollen.